AUGGACAGCAAGCCUGUGUCAAUAGUUUCAACUUCACCUACUUCCUCUAAUUCCACGGUCAACUCUCAAGAUGUAUUCACUCAACUGGUCCCAGUGCUCACUCAGUGUUUCGGUGUAAUUCUCCUUGGUUACAUUGCUGGACGUUUCAAGGUUUUUUCUGAAUCACAGGCUAAGGGACUUAACUUCUAUGUCACUAGGUUCGCUUUACCCACUGUAUUUUUUCGCGCCAUGGUGACAAUUAAUUUUUCUGGUGUCUCUUGGUAUUUUGUUGUGGCUGUAUCUACCAGUAAAUUGAUUGGUUUUGUAAUGGCAAUCGUGUUCACUUUCCUAAUUAGUCGACGUUUUCAUCUAGGCAUUGCUGCUAUCGUUGCCAUGUUUGUAUCUCAAACAAAUGAUGUUGCAUUAGCUUAUCCUAUACUCUAUGCUCUUUUCCCUGAUUUGGCUAGUUAUGUUUAUCUAUUUGCACCGAUCCAAUUGAUUGUUCUUAAUCCAUUCGCCUAUUUUCUAUUGGAAUUGGAACGAUUCAAAAGAACCAAUAAUGAAUUGAAACCGUUAAUUCAUAGCGAAGAUGAUGAUUAUGAUAAAAGACAAUUAGUGAAUGGUAAAAACUCGACUACAGCAUCAUCAUCAUCAUCACCAUCAUCAUGUGGUCAAUGCCGGCAAUUAAGUCAGGUUCUAUUCAAUGUACUCAAGAAUCCUUUAAUAUUUAUGACAUUAAUUGGUAUUAUUUUUAAUUUUAUACUGAAACAUCAAUUACCAGUGUAUAUAGAUGGUUUACUUAAAGUGAUAGCUGAUUCAUUUAGUGCAACUGCUUUAUUUUCACUCGGUUAUGGUAUGGUCGGUAAAAUGGCUACUAUUACUCAAAGAGAAGGUUACAUUUUGACAACAAUCUUAUUGACAAAACUCUUAGUGGUUCCUUUUAUUACACGUGAACUGAUUGUUCAUAUUAUGCCUAUUACAUUAGCAAAUGAAACAUUACGUUAUUCUACAUUUGGUUUCUUAUAUGGUACUACACCGACAGCUCCACCAGUUUAUUUAUUUGCUGCUGAAUAUCAAGUGAUUCCUGCGGCUAUUGGUGUUGGUCUUGUCUUGGGAACAUUUUUAUGCGUACCAAUCAUGUUUAUUUCUGCACGUAUUAUUACAUUGUACAAUGCAAUGCCAAGUGAUUAUGCAAGUAUACUAGAUAGAACUGUUGAAGAUAUUUCAUGGAUUAGUAUUGGAUGUUGUAUUUGGACAGUGUGUGUUCUUUGUGUGAAUCGAAAAAUUAUUCGAAUUCCUAAUCGAUUCACUUUGUGUCAUUUAAUCUGUGUAUUAUUGUCAUGUAGUGGAUUAUUACUUAGUCGUUAUGUCAAUCAAUAUUAUCAUUCGUAUGGUGCUGACGAUCAUCCAACACACUGGUGGUGGUUACAUUAUCUGCAAUUUGUAAUCUUCUUUUUUGGUUGUACCGGUACACGUUGUUGGACUGCAUUGAUUGGACUGGUGCUUGUAAUGGAACGAGCGCGUAGUUUGUGCUUUGUGCUACGAUAUCAAGUGUAUAUUUAUGUAGUUGGUUUUUUAACACCUAUGGUUGUCACUUGUAUAUUAUUAUUAACAUCAUUCGGUCAAGAGGUGAAAAUGAACAAUCCAGUUUUUCAAUAUGGUACUAAUCAACUCAUUAUAUCAAUUGUCGUCUUGAUCAUCUGUGCAUCUGGCACUUUAGCCUGUUUAAUUAGUUUUAUACGAAUUGAUGUUCCUGUACAAGAUUGUUAUGAGAUUAAAGAAACACCAGCUACAACUGUCAAAUCAUAUCGUGCACAAUGUUGUAAAAUGUCAAAUGAUGAUAAAAAUGUCACUAGUCGACGAUUUCAACAACAUCAAUCUCAGCCAGCUUCUUCAACUAAUUCAAGCAUUACAGACAGUAGUCAUCCAAUCACUGUGAAUAGUAAUAAUAAUAAUUCGAAUUCCAGUUUGUUAUUCAAUCGUAGUAAUUCACAAAUUUCACAAUUAUGUGAUUCUGCACAAUUUUGCAAUCAUUGUGAAAAGAAACAAAGAAAAGAAUGCGCCAAACUUCUUGCACGAUAUUGUCAAACAUAUCAACCUUCUAUGAUCUUGUCAUCAUCAUCAUCAUCAUCUACACAUCCGAUUAGUCAACAAAUUUCCAUAGGACUUGAAUUGGAUAAUAUUUGUGUUCAAGGCGACAACAACCAUAAACCUCCACAUCAUAAACAUGUGAUAUUUUUAAUAUUAUUAUUAGUGACAAUGUUUUUUGGUAUUUGUUUGUGUACAUGGCGGCUUGUACAUGAUGCUCCAUCAGGUGUUUACAUAGUUCUUGAAUUUCUGGAUGGUUCUUUUAAUUUUGGCCAAGGUGUAGUUUUAUUUGUAUUAUUUGGUCUCGACACAGAUUUGUUUAUUGCGCCGAUAAAACGUUUUUUUUCACGUUGGUUUAAACAUUUCAUUGGUAAAAAAUUCAAUACGGAUGAUUUCACUGAUUCAUCAAAUCAAACUACUACUGAGGAUAAAAGUAAAAUUGAUCAAAUCACUAAACAAUUUGUUAAAUUCCAUUUAAAAUCAUGCGCAUCCAGUAUUGGUACAGAGAAAUUAAUUAAUUCUCCCAUUGCCAAUGAACAAAUAUUUUAUCAAGACACAUUGAAAAAUUGGUUACUUGAUGCUGGUAUCACUAAAUCGAAUGAAGAAACACUCAUUUAUAUUGAAUGCCUUCAAUUAGGCAAUAUUAUUACAUGUAUCAACAAUCCAGUAGUGGGAAAUGGUGAAUCAUGCUGCUUAAAUAAUCAUAAUAAUCAAACUAUCAAUUCACUGAAAUCAAGUCAUAAACAUUUAUUUACAUUCACUGAUUAUGCUUGGGAUUAUUUACGUAAUCUGUGUUAUACAGAAGAUAUUAAUUAUUGA
Molecule: messenger RNA, 2886 nt
Organism: Schistosoma turkestanicum
Lineage: Eukaryota; Metazoa; Platyhelminthes; Trematoda; Strigeidida; Schistosomatidae
Source: the annotation of a GenBank genome assembly